This is a messenger RNA of Colletotrichum acutatum, 786 nucleotides long. RefSeq lists its product as uncharacterized. NCBI's taxonomy places the organism in Eukaryota, Fungi, Ascomycota, Sordariomycetes, Glomerellales, Glomerellaceae. The transcript has a single exon. Bases 115 to 705 code for a protein of 196 amino acids. The record is from RefSeq and is a predicted model, not a curated record.
GAAACUGUCACUCAUUCAGUCGACGAACAGUCUGUCAAAGCUCUAUCAACUACUCAACUAUAUCUCUCUUUCUAUACGUCGACUUCAGUCACCAACAAAGCAUCCACCGUCAUAAUGCGCUCUUCAAUCCUUUACCUCGCCCUGGCCGGCCUCGCCAGCAUCGCGCAAGCCAACCCAAUCAUCAAACCAGACGCCCAAGUCGACCCCAAAGGCCUCAUCACCCGCAGCCUCUCCCACCUCCUCUUCUCCCGCUCCGAACCAACACGCUCCGAGCCGCCCCCGACAAAGAGGCAAGCAACGCCGCCUCCCCCUCUGACAAGCAACCCGGCCGCCGCCCCGCCCGGCGGCGGCGGCGCAGUUAACAACGCCAACCGCACCGUCACCCUGACCGUGAUCCAAGGCGACACCCUCGGCCAGAUCGCGCGCCUCCUCAACUCGGGCAUCUGCAACAUCGCCAAGCUCAACAACAUCCCCAACCCGGAUUUCAUCGAGAUCGGACAGGUCCUGCAGGUGCCCAUCAACGUCGCCAACCCGGACAACGACUCGUGCCUCAACCGCGGCGGCGCGAUUCCAGCCCCGGGACAGAACGCUACUGCUCCCGGUACGCCGCCUCCAGCGGGUGGCAAGGGGAAGGGGAAGGGGAAGAAGGAUAAGCGGAGCGGGACCCUGUUUUCCGAGAAGAGCCCCCGGGCGCCUUUGCGGUAAUCUGUUCCGCAAGUUGAUUUUGGCCGAAUUGGGAAAAAAGUCGCCGGGAGGGCUUACUACCUUGGGAGACGAGAUUUCGGG